AUGACCACUGCCAAUGACCCAGAGCGCCAGCAGGCCCUUGAAGAUUACAAGAAGGCCCUGCUAGAGUCGAGAGAAUGGGAGGCUAAGCUGAAAGCCCUUCGGUUGGGUAUCAAAGAUUUGCAGAAGGAGUUUGACCAGACAGAGGAAAAUAUCAAGGCGCUACAGAGUGUCGGACAGAUCAUCGGAGAGGUUCUCAAGCAGCUGGAUGAGGAGAGAUUUAUCGUCAAGGCUUCCUCCGGUCCUAGAUACGUCGUCGGAUGCCGGUCCAAAGUAGACAAAUCAAAGCUCAAGCAAGGAACCCGCGUCGCUCUCGACAUGACAACCCUCACCAUCAUGCGCAUGCUGCCUCGCGAAGUCGAUCCCCUCGUCUACAACAUGUCCUUGGAAGAUCCUGGCCAGGUUAACUUUGCUGGUAUUGGUGGCUUGAACGACCAGAUUCGCGAGCUGAGAGAGGUCAUCGAGCUGCCCCUCAAGAACCCGGAGCUUUUCAUGCGAGUGGGGAUAAAGCCUCCCAAGGGUGUUCUGCUGUAUGGGCCCCCGGGCACAGGGAAGACGCUCCUGGCCAGAGCCGUCGCCAGCUCCCUAGAAACCAACUUUUUAAAAGUCGUCUCCUCUGCUAUCGUUGACAAGUACAUUGGCGAGUCUGCCCGAUUAAUUCGAGAGAUGUUCGGUUACGCCAAAGAGCACGAACCAUGCAUCAUCUUUAUGGACGAAAUCGAUGCCAUCGGAGGGAGAAGAUUCUCGGAGGGAACCUCUGCCGACAGAGAAAUUCAACGUACACUGAUGGAGCUCCUCAAUCAACUGGAUGGAUUCGACUACCUUGGAAAGACAAAGAUCAUCAUGGCCACAAACAGACCGGACACUCUAGACCCGGCCCUUCUUCGUGCUGGGCGCCUUGAUCGAAAGAUUGAAAUCCCCCUGCCCAAUGAAGUCGGUCGAUUGGAGAUCUUAAAGAUUCAUUCUAGCGGAGUGGCCAUAGAGGGCGAAAUUGACUUUGAAACUGUCGUCAAAAUGAGCGAUGGCUUGAAUGGCGCUGACCUACGAAACGUGGUAACAGAAGCAGGUCUUUUUGCCAUCAAAGACUACCGAGAUGCAAUCAACCAAGACGACUUUAACAAAGCUGUCCGAAAAGUGGCCGAAGCAAAGAAGCUCGAAGGCAAGCUCGAGUACCAGAAACUCUGAAGUAGAUACCUUUUCCUUUGGCAUAGUUUAGUGUUCUUGAUCA
Messenger RNA from Coccidioides posadasii C735 delta SOWgp, 1225 nucleotides. RefSeq names its product 26S proteasome subunit rpt4 (gene RPT4). NCBI's taxonomy places the organism in Eukaryota, Fungi, Ascomycota, Eurotiomycetes, Onygenales, Onygenaceae. The record is from RefSeq and is a predicted model, not a curated record. Gene Ontology annotation, cellular component: cytosolic proteasome complex; proteasome regulatory particle, base subcomplex. Gene Ontology annotation, biological process: positive regulation of RNA polymerase II transcription preinitiation complex assembly. Gene Ontology annotation, molecular function: proteasome-activating activity; ATP binding; ATP hydrolysis activity.